Molecule: messenger RNA, 5507 nt
Organism: Pseudoliparis swirei
Lineage: Eukaryota; Metazoa; Chordata; Actinopteri; Perciformes; Liparidae
Gene: snx13
Product: sorting nexin 13
Exons: 25
Coding region: 321-3257 (978 amino acids)
Cellular component (GO): early endosome
Molecular function (GO): phosphatidylinositol binding
Source: RefSeq, a predicted model, not a curated record
AGAGAGGAGGACACACACCCUGACAGGGAGAGAGGAGGACACACACCAAGAAAUAGAGAGAGGACAACACACACACUGACAGGAAGAGAGGAGGACACACACCAAGAAAUAGAGAGAGGACAACACACACCCUGACAGGGAGAGAGGAGGACACACAGUCGGACACGAAGCCGCUGGGCUUUAAGAAAUGCUGCCCUUUUAAAAGAGCCGGUCAGCUCAGGAUUACACAGUUCCCGCUCAGUUAAUACGAUGAGCUCCUCGUUGUCAACAACGUGCUGGAAUUAGCUCAACAAAGGCAAUGUUGACAGUACGUUUAUAUUAUGAUUAACGUCCUUCACCAGCGAAUUUCUUCAUCACAACAAACACAGGCCAGUCUGUCCAUCUGGGGAUGGGGGGGUCUUGGAGUCGUGCUGUUCCUUGUCACCUUUGGACCCUUUGCCAUAUUCUACCUGGCUUUUUAUAUAUUCUGCUUCAUUGGAGGGGGCUUUGCGGUCACUCUGCUUUAUGGAAAGAUCAACUCGGAGAAACACCUGGAAAAGUGCGAGCACUCUUACUUGCCACCCACACAAAUUGGUAUACUGAAGACAUUGGAUGAGAUGAAGCUGGAGAUGAAGCCCAUCAAAAUUGACCGGAGACUAACUGGAUCCAGUUUCAUUGAUGAACCACUACAACAGGUGAUCCAGUUUGCUCUGAGAGACUACAUCCAGUACUGGUACUACACUCUGAGCGAGGAUGAGUCCUUCUUAUUGGAGAUCAGACAGACGCUGCAGAAUGCCCUCGUCCAGUUCUCUACACGGUCCAAAGAGGUGGACUGGCAGCCUUACUUUACCACUCGCCUGGUGGACGACUUUGCCACCCAUUUGCGUGUCUUUAGGAAAGCCCAGGAUCGCCUCGCUGACCGAGAGGACAAGCAGAGAGACAUAACGGAGGAGCUGGUGGACUCCUUCUUUGAGGCCGAGAUGGAGAUGGAAAGAAAGAUUUGUCGAGACGUAGUAUGCACUUCACACAAAGAUGAAGAAGGUUUUCUUCGGGACUUGUGCGAGUUGCUUCUGUAUCUGUUACUACCUCCUGGAGAUUUCCACAACAAGAACAUGAGAUACUUUCUACGGGAGGUGCUGGCGUGUGGUGUGCUACUUCCUCUGAUCAACCAGCUUAGCGACCCGGACUACAUCAACCAGUUUGUCAUCUGGAUGAUCCGGGACUCCAGCUGUAACUAUGAAGCCUUCAUGAACAUCCUGAAGCUCACAGACAAGCCUGUUGAGCUGCAGGCUGUGAAGGACAAGGUGCUCGAGGAGCUGCAGUACCUCCGCUCUCUGGACACUGCCGGAGAUGAUAUCAAUGUGAUCAAGAACCAGAUUAACAGUCUUCUGUUUGUAAAGAAGGUGUGUGAGACAAGGAUCCAGAGGCUACACUCUGGCAAGGAGGUGGACGCCUUGAAGCUGGCAGCCAACUUUGGCAAGCUGUGUGUCAUCCCACUGGAUCACAUCCUCAUCCACAACAUAGCCCUGCAGUUCUUCAUGGACUUCAUGCAGGCAGCCGGGGCCCAGGCAGAGCUCUUCUUCUGGCUCACGGUGGAGGGCUACAGGGUGACGGCGCAGCAGCAGCUGGAGGCCAUGCAUGGCCAGCAGGCAGAUGGCAAGAAGCAGUCCAGCGCCACCAAGGGGCUGCUGAAGGCCGCUGCACUGGGUGUCUACGAGCAAUACCUCUCAGACAAGGCGUUGCCCAGGGUGCAGGUGGACGAAGCACCCGUCACAACACUAGGGGAGAAGCUACAGAAAGACGACCCCACGCCAGAGAUAUUUGAUGAAAUCCAGAAAAAUGUGUAUGACAUGAUGCUACAUGAUGAGCGCUACUACCCCUCCUUCAAGCAGAGUCCUCUCUAUGUCCGCAUGCUAGCAGAGUUAGACAUGUUGAAAGAGCCGAGCUACCGGGGGUCUGAUGACGGCGAGGGAGAAUCCUUCAAUGGCUCUCCGACAGGAAGCAUAAACCUAUCUUUAGACGACUUGUCCAACUCCUGCCAUGAUGAGAAUAUGCACCUCCAUGCCUUCAUCUCUGACACAGCUGACGCUUGUCUCCCGGGCUUCUGGGGUGCUACAGGGAUGUGCAACGACCACGGAAAGACCUACGCGCUGUACGCCAUCACCGUGUUCAGACGCAGCCAUGACGGCAGUGAGGACUGCUGGAAGACCUAUCGCCGCUACUCUGACUUCCACGACUUCCAUAUGAGGAUCAUUGAACAGUUUGUGAACUUGACGUCGAUCCUCAAGCUGCCAGGGAAGAGGACGUUCAACAACAUGGACAGAGACUUCUUGGAGAAAAGAAAAAGAGACCUCAAUACGUACCUACAGUUGCUGCUCAACCCAGAGAUGGUGAAGGCCUGUCCAACGCUGAUUCCUUAUGUAUAUGACUUCCUAGAGAACAAGGCCUACAGCAAGGGCAAGGGAGAGUUUGCACGCAAGAUAGACACAUUUGUAAAUCCUCUGAAGAGUUCGAUGAGAAAUGUGUCCCAAGCGGUGAAGGGGCUGCCGGACAGUCUGGCUGAAGGCAUGACCAAGGUCUCUGACAACAUGGGCCGCAUGUCAGAAAGACUGGGUCAGGACCUCAAACAGUCCAUCCUCAAGGUGCCUCCACUCCUCCCAAAGUCUGACAUCGACCCUGAACACUGUCGGGUUUCUGCUCAGCUUGAUGACAACGUGGAUGACAACAUCCCGCUGAGGGUAAUGCUGCUUCUGAUGGACGAAGUAUUUGACCUCAAGGAGAAAAACCAGUGGCUGCGCAGGAACAUCAAGAACCUGCUGCAGCAGCUGAUCCGAGCCACGUACGGAGACACCAUCAACAGGAAGAUUGUGGACCAUGUGGACUACUUGACAUCACCUGAGCAGGUUGCAGACUACGUCAAGAAGUUCAGGGAUUCCUACUGGCCCAACGGUAUUCUGGCGGAGACGCCGCCCCGUCGGGAUAAGAGCAUCCGCAUGAGGACACGAAUAGCUGCCAAGACCAGUCUGUUGGGCAUCAUGCCAGACGAGCUGAAGCACAUCAUCGGAGCGGACACCACGAGAAAAGGCAUCCUCCGUGUCUUCGACAUGUUUCAGUACCAACCCAUGAACCGUCGGCUGGUCUACGUUCUCCUGGAGGGCUUCUUGGAGACGAUGUUCCCCCAGUACAAAUUCCCCGAGCUCUUUGUCAAGUUGCACUCCCGCUCGCCACGCAUCCAAAAAUAUGGCCAGAAACUCAAAUCCUCCUCCCUCAAGAGGUGACAGGAGACGACAGAGGCAACAGGACAUGGGCCGACUAGAACCGCACAGACUCGAGAGCUCAGAGUGUGUGUGGGGGGGGGGGGGGGGCUGGAUGUGAACGUUGAGGUAUGUGUGUGAUUUCUGCCCUUUCACUUCCCUCACACACACUCCACUUACUGAUGAUUUCUGUCCAGACAGAAUUGAUGGAUGAAAAACAGACACUCUGCCCUCCUCUCACUCUGUGACACACACACACACACACACACACACACACGACUGGACAUAGCAGUCUUAUCUUUUAGUUUAUAUAUUUUGCUCUUCCUUUUUGGACUUUUUAGUUGCGUUUAACUUUAUCCUGGGCCAGUCAAUGCUGCUUUCUCCUGGUCCAGAGAGCAGACCACGAAUACUGUCUUGUUUUUAAACUGCAGGAGUCGAAAGCAUAGACCCACACCUUGCCUUACCUUCCCGCUUCUGUCUCUUGGUCAGUUCCCUCGAGCAUCCGAGUCAUCUGGCCACUCGGCUCAGACAAACUUACCCUCAUGCUGUAGACAUUUCUCUGCAAAGGCUGCACACUUUAUUUUUUCCUUCUUCAUCGCAACCAAAUAUGUCAAUCGCACUGGGUUGAAAAGGUGUUGUUUUUAAAAUGUGACUGAACAAAUAUGGAUUGAAAGAGAUGAUUUAGAUUUAUAUUGUCUGCAUCUUUUCCAGCCUCAAUGCCUCUCUUGAGACGGAGGUUGUUGUUGUUUUUCUUUUCAAAGUGUAACAUCCAAUGUACCACCCACGAUCCUGAAAGAAUAGAUCCCCCUUUAAUGCUACGGUCAUAACCUGUGACAACCAAAGCUCAUGCUGAUGUGUGUGUGUGUGUGUGCGCACUGGUUUAGUGUUGGGAUACUCUGAACAUUAUUGUUCUUCACAUCCUUAAUCAUGUGAGGAAACAGAAUGCAAAGUUGACCUUUAACGACCUAAAAGGUGAGUCUGUGAGGACACGCAGCUGUGGGAGGCUCGGCUCACUAUCAAAGAAUGUACUCUGGUCUCGUGUAUUUGGCUCGUGUAGAAUUGUGUGUGUGUGGUGGUGUGCGAGUGUGUGUUUAGCACAAAGACGCAGUCUUCAGUCGAAACGUGUGCCAGUGUGAGCCAGUGAACCAGCCUUAAACCUCCACCCAGUAUCUACUGACCACGAGUCUCGCUAGAGGUAGCCCCCCUUCACUCGACUGAACGUUACAAGGAAAUCAAGAGAUAUGGAGGUAUACACACUUUUAUUCAGAGAAAAUGUCUUUCAUUUUGUGCAAUAUUUGUUUUUCUUUAAUGCAUGUGCAUUUUGGAUAAUUCUAUACUUAGGAAGGUGAUUCAUAUUGUUUUAAUAGUAGAAAACAUGAAAGAAGCUUCCCAAGAAAUGUCUUCUCAUCCCAACAACUCAACAUUCCGUUGUUGUAAAAAGUACAAUGUUUAUUUUUACAGACUUGUUUUAUAAGUCUGAGUUUUUUCUGUUUUGGGUGUUUGGGGGGUAUUUUACACCCCUCGCCCACUCCUACAGAAUCGUGUGUUUUGGGCAUCAGUUGGGCAGUGGCAGGGGGUUUUCUGUGUAGCAGCCGGAUCAUGAGCUCAUUGGGCUAUAGCUGGCUCAGAGGCGCCUCAGACAACGGCUUCUUUUUAACUCAUAAGUGGCGUUUUAUGCAUUCAAGCCUGUUCUGUUGAGUGUGAACGGAUCUUUGUUGUUAUUAACUGACAGCUGGAGGGACUCGUGUCCUGUCAUGAGCACUUACCGUAGCAACUGUGGGAGAGCCAUGGGCUGGACCGAGCCCCGUUCUGCUGCAGUCCCGCGACGGGACUCCCUCGUCUGCUCUGAUUGAUUUGCUUGCACUGAGCAGCCCUCGUGGACUCCGAUUGGCUGAAUAGGAGAACAUGAACUGGAGCCUCCCUUACUAGGAGGUGAAUAUUUUGUUCCCACGGUGGAGGUGUCACUUCUAACUUUCUGCACAUCUCUCCAUACAGGAAGGCUUGUCUUGUUUUUUAACCCCAGUAUUUAUGAAUCCGAUUAUGAAAAAGUGUGCAUAUCUGUGUACAGUAUGUGUUAAUAGUGUGCCUAAAUGUACCGUCAACUCUAUUUUCAUAUUUUUCUUUAACCUAAAAAAAAAAAAUCAGAAUGUCAUGAUCAUUUAUGCGACUGAAAAUGACUUUAGGGUGUUUCUUUGCAUCAUGCUUAUCAAACUCUUCCUUGUGAGCUGUUGUGCUCAGAUCAGUAUAACACUAAUAAAAGGUAACUCAAACUAA